Lodderomyces parapsilosis is the source of this 2256-nucleotide messenger RNA. RefSeq names its product Cas5p (gene CAS5). Gene Ontology annotation, biological process: regulation of transcription by RNA polymerase II. Lineage: Eukaryota; Fungi; Ascomycota; Pichiomycetes; Serinales; Debaryomycetaceae. The coding region runs from base 1 to 2256 and encodes 751 amino acids. Gene Ontology annotation, molecular function: RNA polymerase II cis-regulatory region sequence-specific DNA binding; DNA-binding transcription factor activity, RNA polymerase II-specific. The transcript has a single exon. The record is from RefSeq and is a predicted model, not a curated record. Gene Ontology annotation, cellular component: chromatin.
AUGGAAAAUUACUUGCUAAGUUCACCCACCCAAUUGGCACAACCGUUUGAUGAUUCGACUAUUUCAAUCGAUUUGUACGAUCAAACAACUCAACAAUUCCCCCAAAACCAUUUAUUAUCGCUAAGUCUACAACAAAACCAGUCUGCACAAAGUGGUAACCAAUUGCAGCAGCAACAGCAAGCGCUAUCGCAGCAAACCCAAAUGCAAUUACAGCAACCACAUCAAGUUAGUCAAUCUCAGCCAGAGGAUCAGCACCAACUACAAAAGUCGCUACAGUCCAAACAGCAACAACAUCAACAACAUCUGCAGCAACAGCAACAGCAACAGCAACUAUCACAGGGUCUAGAUUUCCAUUCCAAGUCUGAGUACGUAGACGAUGGCUCCAUGUUUGACGAUGAGGUUGUGCCGAUUUCGACAAAUUUACCGGAGAACAAGUUUUACAUCACAGAUGACUCGGGUUUGGGUAUCAACAUAGUAGACGCCGAUAAUCUUAGCUUCAAUCAUUCAAGAAAUGUGUCAUUGGACGAAGCUGCUGGUGGCCGUAAUCAAGGUUUCCAGCAUUACCAUAACAAUUCCGUUGUGUCGGUUAAUCAGGACCCACCAAGUCAAAAUUCGGCAUUGCCUGAGUCCAUCUCAUCAAACACUAUUUAUUCAUUGGAUUCAAUUCCUUCAUUUGAGUCCCCCUUGCAUCAGCAGUUGCCACAGCAAAUUGCUUAUCAACAAUUCUCCACCCAGCAACCUUAUUUUCAGCAACAACAACAACAACAGCAACAGCAACAACAACAACAACAACAACAACAACAACAACAGCAACAGCAACAACAACAGCAGCAACAACAGUUUUAUCAACAACAACAACAUGUCCAACAAUUUCAACACCAACAGCAUUUCACUUCUACUCCUCGAAGGGCAGGAAGAAACAAGUCCAUGUCGGUAUCCUCUUACACCACGCCCUUGAGAAACUGCGCACAAUCAUUUUCACCAGUGAAUUUGGCAGCUACUGCAUUCAACAAGGUCACCAAGACCCCGGCAAAUAAAAUUAAGGGCCAUUCACGAUCCCGAUCGAGAGUAUCCUUGGAUGCUACUGCAGCGGUGCUUGCUUCCAAGACAAAUUCGGCAUCGUCGUACAACUCAGCCUUGAACCCGUUCUAUACACCGUCACAAGGGAUGAACUCAUUGGAUGAUGAGGAAAAUUAUAGUGGGAAUAACUUGUCGGCUACUCCAUUGCUAACUCCCGGCUCGCAGAAACUAAAGUCUUCUCAAUCAACUUUUUUCAGUCCUUUCAAGAGUGAAGUUUUCGAUAAUCAGCACUUGGAAGAUCAGGAGAAUGAUGCAUUGAAGCAAUUAAAAAAGGCUAAAUCGUAUUCGAGUUUGAUGAAGAAAAACAAGAAGGACCAUGAUCUAUUGACUCAAAUGAGUAAACGCCCCCAACCAAAGAGCAGCUCAAGUUCGACAUUGCUAUUGCCCAAUGCCAUGCUUCCGAUGCCAAAGUCAAAAAUUGGGCAAACACAAUAUGAGCAAGAUCAAGAUGACAUGGAAGACGACCAAGCUCCUAAAAUUGAUUUGUUGCUGGCUGAGUUUGAUAAUAAUUCUGGGUCUUAUCCGCAGUUGGAUAAAAACAUUACUCAAAACUUGAAUCAAUCAGUAUCACCUUACAACCAACAUAAGAGGCUUAGCCCUCAAGGUGGACAUCCUUCGGCAUCGAUCAACUUGAGCAAGAAUUUGGCAGAAGAGUCCGAUCAAGAGGGACAUAGCCAACAUGCAAGUAGUCAUGUGUCCUCAUCGUCUACUCCAGCUUUGCUACCACCCAUGGCUGCAUUUCCAGUAAACGAUUCUCAAAAGAAGAAAUUUGAUGAUGCAACCACAAAGCCGGUCACAAGGAGAUCCACAAGAUCAAAAGCCAAAUCACAGACCAAUCAAGAGGACAAUCCUAAGGAAUCAAACAGUUCUUUUGAGAGCAUUGUUGAGGAAGAUGGAACCGUAACUAUACCAAUUCCCGAAGAUCUCAACAUUACACGACCAAAAGUUCGUAACAAUAGGUCAGAAAAAAAUGACAAAGUUGAUCCCAGGAAAAAACACAAGUGUCCCAUUUGCAACCUGAGGUUCCAGCGACCAGAACAUGUCAAGCGUCAUCUCAAGUCACAUUCUUCGGAAAAACCAUUUCAAUGUGAAGAGCCAAAUUGCGGUAAAUGUUUUAAUAGAAAAGAUAAUUUGAAGGCACAUUUGAAAAAGAUACAUGGCAAAACCAAUGUUUAA